Molecule: messenger RNA, 4398 nt
Organism: Paramuricea clavata
Lineage: Eukaryota; Metazoa; Cnidaria; Anthozoa; Malacalcyonacea; Plexauridae
Source: the annotation of a GenBank genome assembly
CAAGAAUUCAAGAUGGCGGCCAAAGGAUGGCUAGAGCUGGAAAGCGAUCCGGGUAUGUUUUUGACGUUAUUUGCACCGCGAUUUUUGUCAUUUGAAAACAUUUUACCGUUGAAUAAUAAUUUAAUUCUUUUGUCUAUUCCCACAGGGGUAUUUUUGCUUUUAAUAGAAGAAUUUGGUGAGUUUUUAUUGUCCAAAAUCAUCAUAGGAAUGUUUGUAAUUUUUGUUAUUGUCUAUUUGAUUGCAUUAUGCCCUGAUCUUACAGCUUUACUGCUCUAGGCAUGCACCAGAUAUACUGGCCGGAUAUCGGUCUUGCUUAUUUACGGUUCAGGCUAUCUUUUCAGGUUGAAAAUGAAGCGAUGUGGUUAAAAUGUAGUGGUGUUUUUUAUCAUAUAGUUUUGAAAUGUUAACGUGCUUGGUUGCAAAAGCUUUUGAACUUUGUGAACAAGACAUUUCAGCCGUACACAUGCAUUGAUGCAAAGUUCUUCCAGUCAUUUUGCUCUCAGUACAUACAAGUUGAAAUAAAUUUUAUAGGAUUUUCUUGAAAAAAAGUUAAAACACAAAUUAGUGAAUAAUUACUUUAAAUUUUAAAACGCACACACAAAGUGAAACAAAAUAGACAAGACAAGCAAACACAACAGCGUUGAAGGUGGUAUCCAUUCAAUAGAUCUGAUUGCAAAAAGCACUAAUAAUUUGGUGCAACCUUAUAUAUGCUCAUUUGGGGAUUAAUAUUCCAUGGACAGGAAGCCAUUGACAUGCAUGACCUGAAAUAGAGAAAAAUAUGCCCUGGCAAAGUAUUUUUCUUUUUGUCAAAUUAAGUCUGCAAUAUUUUAUUUUUUUUGAUCUGCCAAUUAAAAUGGUCCAACUCAACUAUAAAGGAAAUGAAUGUUAUUUUCUCCAAUGCGACUUUAAAUCAUGCAUUUCAAUUAUUUAUGUUUUUGCCGGAUCAGAAUUAUAUUUGCCAAAAAUAAUUUUGCAAUAACAAAAUAAUAAUAAUAAUUUUACAAAAACAAUUUUUUUAUUAAUGUUUUCCCUGCCAUUUUGUAAUAUAUGGGCUGCUUUUGGCCAUUGACACAGUGGCGGCGCCAGGCUUCCAAAUUUGAGGGGGCAUUUGAGGGGCGAACUCAAAUUUUGGGGGGGCAAGAUAGAAUUUUUAAAAAGGUUGCCCCCCCCAGGAAAUUCGCCCCCCCCCCUCAAAACGUGGCGAUAUUCCUAGGAAUAUCGCCCCCGGGGGCGAAUAUCCUAGGAAUAUCGCCUCCCAGGGGGGUGGGGCGAAUACCCUAGGAAUAUCGCCCCUCUUUAGGACAUUCGUCCCCCAUAUAUGCGAUGUGGUUUAUUCAAAUAAUUUCGUGAUACUUUCAUCUUAUUAAUUAUUGCCUUACACGUUUGAGAAUUUAACUCUGCAAAACUAAAGCUUUUUUGUCUUUUUUUUAAACGUAUUAUUGGAGUAUUGGCAAGUUUUACCAUUCAGAGAUUUACAAACUAAUAUUGAAACUGUAAAAAACAGUUUCAUGUAUACGCGCAUUCACUAAUGAGUAAUGAAAACUUAUAAGCCAUACAUUUUCCGAUAACGACAGAACGCUUGUGUAGCCUUUAGUCGCUCUUAGUGACUAAUAAUUUUUUUUGAGGGGGGGGCAAAAAUGGGGGGGCAAAAAAUAAUUUGGGGGGGGGGGGCAUUUGCCCCCCCCCCUGACGCCGCCACUGCAUUGACAGCUUGCUAUUUCAAACCAUAAUAGAGCAUUAAAGCUAUCGCCAUUAAGGCUAAGGAAUUAACUUGAAUGGAACAGGUCUGGAGGUAUUGACUGUCAACUCCAAAAAAUCCCCGGCUACCUUCGCAUCAAUAAAAUGUGCAGCCAUGUGUUUCUUAUUCAUCUCUGUUUAGGUGUACAUGGUGUUCAAGUGGACGAAAUUUAUGAUUUAUCCAAACCAAUUAAAGGGUACGGAUAAAAUGACAUCACAGAUCAUUUUCGGAUCAGUUGAUAUACACUUAAAAUAUGCAAUCCUGUAUUGUCACUGUAUCGAGCAUGUUGAAUUGAAUGUAAAUUGGGAAACACUACAGAAGGUGAAUCCAAUUGUUGCUUUGAUUUUCCAGGCAUGUUUAUGGUUUUGUAUUUUUAUUCAAAUGGAAUGAAGAACGGCGCUCUCGAAGAAAGGGAGUGACACCACUUGACGAGGCUUUUGUGGAAAGUGACGAUAUUGUCAAUAACAUGUUCUUUGCACAACAGGCAAGUCAGAAUAUGUGUCAUUGGAAUAUUGCAAAUAAAACUCCAAAAUUAAUAUAUAUUACACUGUAACACACACAACUGGGUUAUACUGAAUAUAAAACGAAGGAAAUCACUACUGUACACAUCGGUGAUUUUAUUCGUUAUAAAAAUCAUGUCAUUUACAUAAACCUUAGCUUUGAUUUUCUCGGCUUUAAAAGGUUUAUUUUUAAAGUUACUUUGCCAAUGAACUCAUCAGAUGGGUCGUUUUUUAAGCCAUUUAAAACAGUCCGUGCCUUAUCAGACAUAAAACACUUGAGCUGUGUUCUCAUGUUUUAUAUCUGAUAAAGCACUCCUGCUUGUGUUUUAAAUAUACAUAAAUUGUAACAAACAAAAACAAAUUAUAAACUAUAAAACAAAUUACACAAAAUGUGAUAAUUAUUCAGUAGUAAUUAACCCAUUUAGUGCCAGCACUCUCCCCUUAACAGGUAAUUUUUCAAAAGUAGGACCUGCAUUUAGAAAAUAACAAAGUAGGGUGCACUAGGGCACAAUGCCACUCAACAGGAUGCAUAGGCAGAUUAACUUAUUAAAUUGCAGCACUCUCCCAUUGACGAAAUAAAAUUGUCUGGCAUUAGACAGAGUAAAAUUAAAAAGUAGGGUUUAUCAGGCACAUUGCCAUUUUAAUUAAAGGAUCAAAGUGGUCUGGUCUUUAUCCAAGCAAGCAAAUAUGUCAUUCUUUCUCUGCCAUUAUUUUUCUAGAUAAUCCCAAAUUCCUGUGCAACUCAUGCUUUGCUCAGUGUUUUAUUAAAUUGUGAUGAGCUUCAUCCCGGUGAGACAUUGAGCAAACUUAAAGAAUACACAAAAGGAUUUGAUCCCGAGGUAGGAGAUGAUAUACAAGAUCAAACGAGAAUGAGAGUACAUCAGAGUCCUGGGACUCCCCUAGAAUGAAAAAUGGACGCCUUUGGAUGCCCAAAUUCUGGGGGGGAAAGGGAAAUUAUUUUCAAUUAUUUCCCUAAGUAUAUUAAUAUAUCUGAAGCGAAAUAGCUUCAAUUCUCAUUAUUAUUAUACAUUAGACAAUUUGAUCAAUUUGAUGGUGUGCCUGGCUGAAUGAAAAUGUCAUAUAGCGGCACAAAGCCAAAUGUAUUUGAAAAAAUUCGAACGAGCUUGGAACAGAUACUGACAUGAAGUAACAUAAACUUCAAAGGUUUUCCAGAGGAACGUUUUCUCACCCUCUCACCCUCCCCCCCCCUUUACUGUAGAUGUAUCGUUCUACCAAAAUUGGACGCCGUCUUUUAGGACCCUGGUUAAAAGCCUGGUUCUUAAUGCUUUCCCAACACUAUCAUGUAUUUGAUUGAAGUUAAAACAUAGUUGGAACACUUAUCAAACCUUUAUUUUGUUAAUCUAGAGCUUGAAAUGUCCCCUGUAACAUUGCAUGACUGAUGACUGCCAAACUCUCAUGCUCAUUGACUGAGGCUUAACAGUUAAAGCUUCACAUAACAUUGACCUCAGCUCCAUCCAAGAAUUGUUUAAUAUUACACAAUUUGAUUUCUUUAGACGAAAGGAUACGCUAUUGGAAAUAUUCCUGAGAUAGCCAUAGCACACAAUAAAUAUGCUAGGUGAGAACAAUUAGUUCAAAUAUUUAGUUAUUAAAUAGAAUAUUUGAAGCAAGAUUAAGGAUAGCAAGAUUAAGAACACUAUACCUUAUAGCUUUCCGUAGGGACGCGCGAAAGCACCAAUCCGAUACGAAAUGUACAACUUUCAGAAGCUGAGCGAAACAACAUCUCUCUGUUGCAAUAAAUCCUCUGAAAAUAGCGUUCCUAAAGGUAGGGGUAGGUGUUUUUUCGCAUUGCCAUACAGAAAGCUAUCCAGUUUGUGUAAACAUAGUUUGAGAUAUAAAAAAUAUAAGCAGUACAACGCAUCUUAUUAUAAUGUUUUGUUGCUUUUUUAGACCAAUUCAUCGCAUUCUCCCGGACAGCAAGCCAGGAAACACGUUGUCAACAGCCAAAGCAGGGGAAACAUUUCAUUUCGUUAGUUAUAUUCCGAUCAAUGGAAGACUAUUUGAAUUAGAUGGAUUGAAGCCAUACCCCAUUGACCAUGGUACGGGAAAACCUUCGGAUUGAUAGGGAUACAACUGCCUGACAGGGGCGGGUCUGGCCUGAUUUGUUAGAGGGGGUGGAGGUUUUCCAGAGGGAUGCAUUAC